CGGACAGAGAGACAGACAGGGGCGUGGAUGCCGAGUCAACUGCAACAAGUAAAACACCCUGCGCUCAGAUCCCAUCUGGAGCAAGUGACAGCAGCGUCAAAGCGCCAGCAGAACUUCCACUCAACUCAAAGCGUUGAGGUGAAUUAGCUCUCACUGCGGGACGUUUGAGCACCUGUGAACCAUGGAAGAAGAGGCGUCCCACACCGAGCCCAGCAGCGUCUCUGGCAGCACCCAGGCCCUGCAGCAGCAGCAGCAGCAGCCAGAAAGCACGACCGAGCUCCUCAUUCCGAGCUUCAGCCCGUCUUCCGCGCCGUCCUCCCCGACCCCGACCGGCACCCUCUCCCGGCUGGGCUUGAAAAGCCCCACCAGCCCGACCGCGCCCGCGCCGGGCAGCCCUGUCGACCGCGGCCAGGUGAGCGCCAUCACCGUGGUGGCGCUGCUGGACAAGCUGGUCAACAUGCUGGAGUCUGUGCAGGACAACCAGCAGCGGAUGGAGCAGCGGCAGGCCGACCUUGAGGGCGCCGUGCGGGUCGUGCAGGGGGACGUGACCCGCCUGUCCAAGACGCACAUCAGCACCUCCAACAGCGUCAGCAAGCUGCUCGAGCGCUCCCGCAAAGUCAGCGGGCACCUGAAGGAAGUGAGGGAGCGCCUGGACAAACAGGCGGUGCAAGUGAAGAAGCUGGAGGCAAACCACAGCCACCUGCUGAAGAGGAACCACUUUAAAGUGCUCAUCUUCCAGGAAGACAAUGAGAUCCCAUCCAGCGUGUUUGUCAAGGACUCCGUCAAGACCCCACAACCAAGCCAGUAUGAUGCAGAAUCCACCUUGCCUACUCCAUCUGUUGCAGGUUCUAUUGAUUGCAGCCCUGCCCAAGAGGAGGGGCUUCAGACCAUCAGCCUGUCCUCCGAGGACGAGAGUUGUCUUGCAGAACUCCCAGAAGGGGAAGAGAUGCUGAUGGGUGAGGAGGCAGUGGGUUUGGGCACUUCCCGCCAAUUUGAGAGAAGGGCUGAUAAGUUCAAGCGUUCCAGCUUGAAGAAAGUUGAUAGCCUCAAGAAAGCCUUCUCGCGCCAGAGCAUCGAGAAGAAGAUGACCCAGAUUACCACCAAGAUUGUGCCACCAGAGAAGCGUGAGAAAAUCAAGAAGAGCCUCACACCUAACCACCCCAAGAGCCCGACUGCCAAGAGCUCCUCUUUCAAGGUGUCUCCUAUGACCUUCAACGUCAAGAAGGUCAGAGACGGUGAGGUUCCCACACAGGAUACGAGCUCUCCGGGAGAAGAAGCCCAUGUGGAGAUUCCUCCUCUGGGAAGCCUAGAUGGAGAGACUCCCUUGGCAGAGGUGCAUACUGAGGAAGGUGUUUUUGAGGAGAUUCAGGAGCAGCUGAGUCCCUCCACCCCAGAGAGCUUGAAGGGAGAGCUGGCGAUCAAUGGAGAGGCACCAGCUAUUGAGUGCGAGAUAAAUGGUGAUCGUUGUGCUGGCCUGGCGGUUCCAGAGAAUGAUGAAGAUGUUGGCGAGGAAGAAGAAGAGGAAGAAGAGGAAGAACAAGAGAAACACAAAAGUCCUGUUGAUACAACAGCAGAUACCCAGAUUACCACAGCUACAAUUUCUGUAGAGCAAGUGUCUUAAUGUGAUUUGAUUUUAGCAAGCAUCGGUUUUAGUUGCCCAUUUUUUUCUUUUCUUCCUAAAGUUUUUACAUUUAUGAAAGCCAGGCAGGCUCAAAUUAUCCCCCCAUUGUAAACAGUCUUGUGUUCUUGCGAUGAACACUGAUAUCCAUCAGAAACAGACUCUCUACUUCCUGUGGUAGUGCAUCCUUGGACCAUUCCUAUAACACUACCUUUGAUUAUCACCAGCAUAGUCCACUUUGACACAAACUGCCUUAGCAAUUACACAACACAAUGUCAGAAUCAGACUCCAGCACACGUGUUUCCCUACACCCUGUAGCAGGGUUGUUCCAAGAAAGCAACAUUGCAGCAGUGCACCAUAACUCACUCCUAUCAACUGGUGCUCACCUCUUCAGUAGCUGCACAUCUCCAGGGCGCUGGGCCAACCAUCUCCCUCUUGCUGUGUUUGUUUCCCUCUGGAGCUCUGUUCCACACUGACAGAUAGCCUCUUUGUUCUUUGCGUUUUUUGUGAAAAAUAGUAAAUCUUUGGCGAAAGUGGUACUGCCCACAGCCUGUUGAGGCAGUAUGUUGCCAGGUUCUGUAAGAGUUGGAAUGGGGAGUGUCUGAGUUUUCAGUGAAAAGGUCCUGGAGUGUUUUGUAGUGAACUAGAGGUUGUUUACUGAAUUCUUUCUUCUUCCUCUUCUUCACUUUGGACCUGUGCUGAAGCACAGAGCUUAACUAACAGUUGACUAUACUUCAGUAGGAUGAGUGGGACUGCCUUAUCUCCUGUCCCUCAGGACUUCCAGCAUGACACUUCUGUCUUUAGUGUUUAUGAACUAGAACUCCAUAUGAGCUUCAUCUGGUACAUCAAAAUAUUUUUGGAAUUUAUGUGCCAGCUGAGCAAGUAAGAAUAAACCUCCAGAUGCUGAAAGUUGGAAUAGAUUUGAAUUGAAACAGUCUAAAUGUUUUUAAGAAUUACACUAAUCUGUAGUCUUAAGAAUUGUAAAAGAUAAAAUUAUUCGCAAAUAUCAUUUAGCAUGUUUGUGCUCAAUGACAAUGAUGCAAAUGAAGGACAUCAUUGCAGGAUAAAGGAUCCUCUAGGUGGCUUGAAAAAUACUUUAGUGAAACAAAGAACCAGACAGGUUUUUACACUGACAUACUAAGCCCUUUGUCUUUUCUGCAAGGCAACUUUGUAUGUCUGUGUAGAGAUUAUUUUGUGUUUUUGAGAGGCACACUACUCUAGGUAUUUACACCUUACACACCAUAAAUUUGUUCUUUAUGAUAACUGUCUUGUGUGUGUAUACUUUAUACAGUGAAUGCAUCUGUGAAUUUGUUUCUGAGUGAUACUUGGAUUUCUGUAAGCAGUUGUUCUUUCAGGAAUCAGCAACUUGCAUGGUGAAACGUUUACUCACAUAUUUAAGACUUAAACCCUAUCUUAAACAUUUGCUGGGGCUAUAUCACUAAAUCCUCUCUUCCUCCUAGAUGUAUGCACACACAUACUCCUACAUUACCUUUACCUUGCACAAUCUGGUAUGAGUAAAUGUACUCCUGAGGCGAUGGAUUCCUAUGUUUUUGUAGAUAUGAGUGAACAUAAAACAAGCCUUACUUUUUUUCUCUCUUCUGAGGAAUUCCUUGCAGUUAUCACUUUAUGCGGCAUAGUCAAGGCUUGAUGCCAACUACAUAAACAACUACAACUACCAAGUAUGUUCUAUUAAGUGACCUUCUUCUUGUUAGAUAGAUAGAUAGAUAGAUAGAUACUUUAUUGAUCCCGAGGGAAAUUGCACAUUGUUAGUGCUUUACCAGCCUGGAUUACAGAUCUAAUGCCAUGACUGCCCAAAAAUAAUUUAGCAAGUGAUACCAGGUGCCAAGGAUCUCGAUGCUAGAGAGGUCAGAGGAGUGGAUAAAGGCAGAGGACAGCGUUCCUAGCUUUGAUGGAUGACUCCUGCUCAGCCCAUUUUUCAUGCUCUUUGCCUCCUUGUUGAGGCAGUGCAAGGAGAUGAAGAGGCAUUCUGGAGCCACAGGUGUUCUCCCCUGGUGGAGGCUUCUGGGCAUGAGGUUAUAGUGCAAGGUAUGACAAGUGUGGGUGUUGGGAAAUGUGGUAAAGGACUUCAGGUGUUGGAAAGGAUGGUGAAGUUGCCUUGGAGUGAGCCAUACAACACAGCUUGGCAAGAAGUGUCAAAAUUGUUCUGUUCCUAUGCAUUAGAACGAAGAACUGAAAUAUUAUGUCUGACCUACACCCAACUAUACAGAUUAUUCUUCCUCGAGAUAAGACAGAGCAAUGGAUUCUUCAGGUCAAAAUAUUGUGCCCCAAAUAUUUUGAAGUCUUAACUAUGCAAGAAAAUCACUAUCAAUUCUUAACUAAGGCCUGGUAUACAUAGGAGAAAUGAAAUGGCAGAAUUAUUUUCAAUCGUAGUUGACUUAAGGCCUUUAAAAUGCUUGGUGCCUUUAAAUAAGGGAUCUUUAAGUAAAAUAAUUCAGCAUGAAUGAUUUUAAAUAACUUGUUACCUGUGUUUAUUGAAUGUGCUUAGUCACUCUGAGGUUUUGUUCGUUUUAAUUCUUCUUUGUAUAAAUCAUCUUACUGAAAAGGGAUCGAACACUAGGUUUAUGAGUACUACAUUCUGUUUACUGUAGAGGUUAAAAUGUGACUGGCUUUUAGGGAUUUUCUGCUUAUUCAUGCAAAUGCAUUAUAUUGGUGAUAUCAUUGUCUGCUAACGUUAAACAUGACAUAUUUAGAUUUGUGUAUGUGUGUGAAAUUCUGUUUUUAUUUGCCUUGAAAUCAGACUGUUUAAACUGGAUCAUAUAUGAGAACUUUUUUUGUUGGAAAGUUCAAACACCAGAUAAUCUGCAGCAUUGUCAGGUAGUGAUAUUGUCUUUAACAUCAUCUUUGUUCAUACAAAGCUCUUACUUUCCUUCAAACCAAAGAAAUUUCCUUCACAGCAGAAGAUUCCCUGCCACUAAAGUGUUAAAACGGACUCCCCCCUGACAGUUGUUUCGAGCAUAUUGUAAACAUGCAGACAUUUCUUUUCAAAAUGUAGUAUAUUGUAUACGUCAAUAAAGAUUUUGUAACAUUAAA
Scatophagus argus is the source of this 4669-nucleotide messenger RNA. It is a transcript of the gene cavin2a, whose product is annotated as caveolae associated protein 2a. Gene Ontology annotation, molecular function: protein kinase C binding. Gene Ontology annotation, cellular component: cytoplasm; caveola. The transcript has 2 exons. Bases 182 to 1621 code for a protein of 479 amino acids. Lineage: Eukaryota; Metazoa; Chordata; Actinopteri; Scatophagidae. The record is from RefSeq and is a predicted model, not a curated record.